AUGAAUAACUUACUACGGACGCUCACCGAGAGCCAGGUGAAGCCAGCAACAGACCUCAGGCUCCUAUUGACCACAGUAAAGGAGGGUCGGCGUCAGAACUACGACUCGAAGCUCUCAGAUCCUUUCUACGACUCCUUGGAGGGAUUGCUACUUGAUUUGAAAACCAUCACUAUCGACAACCAUGAUGCCGAGGCCUUUCUUAAACCCGUAUCCAAGACUGAAGUACCAGAUUACUAUGAAGUCAUUCAACACCCGAUGGAUUUCCAGACAAUGCUCAAAAAGGUCAAACAAAAGCAAUACAAAUCUAAACGGGAAUUCCAGGAUGACUUGGACCUCAUCUGGUCCAACUGCUUAACAUACAAUGCUACCGAGAACCACCCUCUUCGGCCUUGUGUAAAACGGCUGAAGGCCAAAGCAGAGAAACUCUUAAAGCAUAUCACCGAUCGCAAGGAGCGGACGGACCCUCCUAUACCUUCCGACCUUCCUCGAGCCAACGGUCGAUCAGCGUCGCAUACGCGCUCACCUUCAAUCAACAUGUCGAGGUCUUCUAUCAUCAUUCCUGCGCGACCCCGACGAGGCGUCGCGUUCGCUGAAUCUCCUGCAAUCAUUCGUACCCCCGAGGGAAUGUCACUUUUUCGAGAUUUGGAUCGUCAACUCGACUCAGCAAGGCCACCGAGCAACCUCGCGCAGACACUUAAGGAGCUGGCUCCCAGCACUGAAUACGAAAGUGACACUGAGCCGGCGGAGUCAAGUUCAACGGGAGAUAAACGCAAGAUGAACGGUGCACCGGCGCGUCCACGGAAGAGGGCAAGAUUUGACGACAACGAUGUAUCACAGAUGUGGUGGGACGCUGUGCAGUCUGAUAGUCUCAUCGGCAAUGGUCUCCCCGCAAUUCCCUUCGGUCCAUCCUCGAGUACACGAACUAAGCCGAAGAAGAAGAAACAGAAACAGAAACAACCGCCGCCACCCGUCAACCCCAAAUCUUUGUUGUCGUUGAUGAACACGAAUAUCAAGACGAUGCGGCGGCUGCGGCAUACCCACGCGAAGUUUACAGCGUUGAAUGCGAUGACUGCGCCACAGGAAGACGAAGAGCAGCAGAUAGGUAUGGAAAUGUAUCCAGUGGCAUCAGGAAGCAAGGGCCCUGGGUUAGCGGCUGCUGCGAGCUAUGGCAUUGGUGCCGACGACGAUGUGAUCGAUGAGAAAAUUGAUGAAGCACCGUGGGUGAUUGGCAGAGGGAAGGCGAAAACUCCAUCCAAGUUGGCUGGCAUUGAGAUGGGGGAAGCGAACGCUUCGGAUUGUUUGCAUUGGGCAACGGACAAGAUUUUGGAACAUGUUGGAUUCCAAGGCACUUCAACCGUUGCCCGUAACGUUCUGGCUGAUGUUACCGCGGAAUAUCUGCAAAAUGUUGGCCGAACAAUACGGUUCCUAUCUGAUAAGUUCGGGAAGGUCAUGACUCCAGAGGAAAUCAUUCUUCAUACAUUGUUCGAGAGUGGUUCAUCAAAGGUGCAAGAUCUGGAAAGAUACAUCUCUGAUGAUAUUGAAAGAUACGGUUCUCGGUUGGGCGAACUGGAGAAGAAGAUGGUCAGCGCAUACAGAGAAACUGCUGCUGGUGAAGUUUUGGAAGAUGAGGGAUUGUUUGAGGAGGAAGAUGAUGAAGAAACCGGGGCAUUGGCUAUGGGUGACUUUGCGGAUCUAUUAGGAGAAGAUUAUUUGGGGUUCCGGGAACUGGGUAUCGCUGCGGAGUUGGGACUUUCAAAUCUCUCAAUUCCCAAGAAGUUGCUCAAGAGCAAGAAAGGCCAAAACAAACCUACUGCUGCCAAACCAACCGAGCCACCUCCUCCUUACCCUCCGCCACCGCCAUUUAUCCCGCUCACAGCUGGAAAAGUGGAGGACCAAAUUGGGUUGCUCAAGCCUUAUUACCAGAACCGGUUUACGCAACUUGCCGCCUCUCUGGCGCCGCCCCCGGCUCCUGCUGGUCCGUCAUUACCAGGGCCUGCCAUGGGCUUGCCGGGUCCUCCCUCACUUCCUGGGCCUUCAAUGCUACCACCACCACCUCCUGUACCGAACGUGGCUGGAAAUGUACCUCCGCCAUCGAACCCUCCUCCUGCUCCGACACCCACGAUCAGCCCCGAUCUUGCGCUUCCAGACGAAUUGCCCAACUCUUCGCAGAUGAAGAUUGGGCCUAUUGGACAGAUUGUCAAGGCUGGUUUGGCAACCGCUGCGAAGAAGAAAGCGAGAUUGGAGAAUGCUGGACCGCCUCCUGCACCGGGUACGCCUGGUGGAAGUGUUCCCGUUCCCCCUGUUCUCGAUGCAAAUGGACAGCCAAUAGCUGCUCCUCCUGGUGCAGCAGGUGCAGGUGCAUCGCCCAAGAAAAAGAAGAACUUGGGCGUAGGGUCUGGAAAUGGACGUAAGAAGAAGCCUGAUGGUACAGCGCCUGUCAAUGGUGGCGGAUCUGGUGGGUAUGGCGGUGGGCAGGGCCCACAGGGAGGACCUACUCUCCCACCUGUUGUAACCGCCAGUGCGUGA
Psilocybe cubensis is the source of this 2526-nucleotide messenger RNA. RefSeq lists its product as uncharacterized. The record is from RefSeq and is a predicted model, not a curated record. The transcript is spliced from 11 exons. Gene Ontology annotation, cellular component: SLIK (SAGA-like) complex; SAGA complex. Lineage: Eukaryota; Fungi; Basidiomycota; Agaricomycetes; Agaricales; Agrocybaceae. Bases 1 to 2526 code for a protein of 841 amino acids. Gene Ontology annotation, biological process: regulation of transcription by RNA polymerase II. Gene Ontology annotation, molecular function: structural molecule activity; protein heterodimerization activity.